Drosophila bipectinata is the source of this 2109-nucleotide messenger RNA. RefSeq lists its product as uncharacterized. Lineage: Eukaryota; Metazoa; Arthropoda; Insecta; Diptera; Drosophilidae. The record is from RefSeq and is a predicted model, not a curated record.
GCUUUUGGCUUUUGGCGAUGAUGAAUGCCAAAGGCUAGACAUAACACUAAAAUAAAUCCACGGCAACGGAUCUACGGCAAACUAUCACAACAUACCUAUUGAUAUCUGAAGAAAGGCAAUCACAAGAUUAACCAGGCAGCCAUGGCAGCCACAGGAGGAGGAGUGGGUGUGGCAAGUGGAGGUGGAACUUCUCCAACAGUUAGAAGACCCACAGCCCGUGCCACGGCCGGAAUUCAAAGACGCCGGGUGGUCAAAAAACACAUCCAACAAAAGUAUAUGCUCUGCGGAUUCGCCAUUCAUGCCUUUCUAGCCACUCCAGCCUAUUUGUAUGGCAAUGUUGUGGAGUCGGACAAGGAUCUGGUUUUGAGAAUAUGGCCCGCCAUUGUCUACCAGGCCACUGGGGAGAUAUGUCGCUCGAUCAUGGAGCACCUGGACACAGAGUACAGUGGCCGAUCUAGGGAGACCACCCAGUACCGAAGGGUCUUUCUCCUGGCCACCCUAAUCGCUUGUGUUUCUUUGAUGGCCAGCGGGAUACUGUUCUCCUCCGCCUGGAUUGUGGUGACCACUACCACUCAGGUGGUGGCCAUAGUUUUCUAUGGUUUUUUUGCAGGCAUCGGUUCCAGUCUCUUUCUAUGGAAGACCCAUGUGAUCCUAGAGGCAGUACGUCCGCGAGAGGAUAAAUACGUGCGGAAAACAAUACACCUGUGUGGCGAGGCCUUUUGCCAGCUUUUCCUCUCGUUUGUGUUUACCAGCUUGAGAACUCUUUAUGGAACAGCCCAAUCCAUAGUGCUGAUGUCGGCCCUGCUGGUGAACCUGAUACCCCUGAGUUUGAUCAUCACCAAGCAUCGGGAAGAUGCCUUCACCACAAAGAGGAUAUCGGUGAUCAAGGCGGAAACAGGAUUCGCUGCUCUGCCUUUGAGAGCUGCUCUGGCGGAUCAGCUGGAUGGUCUUGAGACUCAUUCCUGGCGAAAUCCGGCCACAGAGAUGACCACCACCUCGACAGCGCCGCCAGGAGCAGCUGUGGCUGCCGCCGUUGUGGACACACACAGCACCUACCUCCUGGCCACGGACGAGGCCUAUGUCACCUACGUGAAUCCCAAUGGGGUGGAGAUCAUGGAGAUCAUUCCGGAGGAAGAUGAAACCAUUUCCAUGAUGCGUUCUAGUAAUGCCACCAUUGAUAACUAUGCCAUGUCCGCCUCUCAGACCUCGCACAAGUCAUUAUCCAAUGGCAGGCUAUAUCCGUUGCCUUCAAUUAGUUCUCCAGGAGCUGCGUUCGUCACUGGAACUGGAACAGGCACCGGGAACUCUUCCCCCUUGCCUCCGGACUAUGUGAAUCUGCGUCGCAUUCGACGCAUGUCCCGUGCCGUGACCUCUCACCUGUGGUGGAAUCUGCUCGACAAGAUCGCCAUGCCGCUGCAACAGGCCUUAUUGGUGCCUCAAUUGUAUGCCACCACUCUACUCCUCUCGGCGGACAUCUUCAGCUAUGUGAUGUGCCUGACCGUCUUGCCAGGAUUGGCGGUUAGUCAUCAUGCCCUGAAAAAUGCCGAGAUACCUUUUCUGUUCUCACUUCUGGCAUUUCCCUGGAUGUGCUUCUCCCUGAUGACCCCGCGAUUCGGAACGAGUCUCUACAAGAGGAAGCUCCAGUGGCACACUUUGGGCAGCAUAUGCAAGUGUCUGGCUCUGAUUUUCAUCAGCUUCAGCACCUCCAAGUUACUGCUCAGUGUCUCGGCUGUUCUGUUGGGUUUCGGCCAAGUGGUGACCGCCUUUCUCCAGGAGCUCGUCUUCCAAAUGGGCAUGACCAGGGCCAACUGGACCGCCAUCAGGCGACCCGUGCACUUCACCAACGGACUCCUGGUGCUCCUGUGGGGCGCCAUGGCCCACUGGGUUGUAGUGAGGUACUCCUUUCAGGCCACUGUGGGACUGGCCGGCGGCAUCUAUGGACUAAGUAUGCUGCUCUGGAACUUUCUCUUCUUCUGCUGCCAAAGCAAGGACUAGGGAUUCUACAAGGACGAUUUCAAAAUUGCUGUUGUUGCUGUUGCAGUUGCUGUUCUAGUUGAUGUGUGGAUGUAUUUUUGUGCAGUGAUAUUAAUAAAUAAAACAUAAACUAUA